Messenger RNA from Linum trigynum, 3263 nucleotides. The record is from the annotation of a GenBank genome assembly. NCBI's taxonomy places the organism in Eukaryota, Viridiplantae, Streptophyta, Magnoliopsida, Malpighiales, Linaceae.
CUCAAGAUAAAAUUCCCAACAAUCCCUAGUCACAGUCCUUCUAAAAGGUAUGCAGAAUCUAGGACAAGUAAGUGACAUAAAAUAUUUGAAACCCAAGUAUUCAACAAACCUAAAAGGUAACUCAUCCACAAUAAUCAUAUAAGCCAAUCCUUUCCUUAUAGCGGCUUGGUCAAACUUCCAGCUCCCUAACACUACUUCAUCACUCUCUCCUAAUCCAACUGUAUUUGUAUUCAACAGUUGUUGAGCAGUACCGUUUCUAUCACCGCAUGGUUUUUCCAUAUGUCCGAGAAGUACACUUGUUCCAUUUCUACUCGAUUUAGAUUGAUAAAUCUUCCCGCAUUUGAUACAUGAUGCCUUGAAUCUUUUAUCCGUCACAUGCCUCUUGAAUUGAACCCAUACUUUUGAUGUAAGCUUCCUGCCUUUUCCCUUCGGUGACUUAAUUUGAGUUGCAGUUGAACCAAUAUCAGCAGCACCCACACUACUUGUACUUGCAUCCACUUCGACUUCCAUAUCUUCCCCACUUAAGGACUCCAUUGCAACAUCAUCAUAUUCAACCUAAACAAUGACAAAGUGAUAAAGUAAAUUGAGCAGAUAACAACAUAGUAUCAGCAGCAACAAUAAUAAUUAUCAUGGCUAUUAAACAACCAGCUCCCAUGAGGUAAAAAAGUAAAUUAAUCCCAAACCCAUUUGAUCAAUUUGCUCUGGUUUCUUUAUGUUGUUGGAGUUUUCUUAACAGGAGAAUGUGGGGAAAAGUUUGCAAGAUAGGAGGAACAAGAUACCCACUAAAAUUAGUGGAGAGACUGAUGAAAUCCCACUUUUCUACAGCGACAUUAUGCCACUCCUUGUAAGUAGUUGCUUCAUUUCACUUGGUUAAGGGUGAUGGGCAGGAAGGGGUUUCGAGCCGGUUGUUUGGAUGGGAACAAUGGUGCCAUUAGCUCUGGAUUUUGUGAAUGGGAGGUUCACAUUCGAGACUCUUACAGCGCCCACUGCCCACCGCCUUUUCUACCCUGCAUACGACAAGUUCUUGAAAGAAAUUGACCAGUUAAGCUUGUCAUCUAAACCUCAACUAGUUCUACAAUCUCUUGUCACCAUAACCUAUUUAUGUUGAUCCACAAAGAAUCUUCAGAAGCAAUUUGUAAACAACCCCAAAUGCUACAGAGUCAAAACUCCACCUUCAACAACCCCAACCAUCCACCAUAUAAGUAAACACACACAUCAAAUCCCGCUUAAGAAUGUAACCAUAGUCAAGAAACUCACCUCACUAGAUACCGAUGCUUGAGCUCGUUUUCCCUGCGAGCUUUUUGAUUUCAUUUUGCAGAUAAUAUCUUCUUUUUACCAACUGCUUGAUAUCGAAUUUGAAAUCUUUUAAUUACCCUCGCUGUGACAGUGCACUUAAACCAAAAUUUGAAACCUUCAGGUUUCCAAAUGCAUCUAAUAACAUAUUUUAUGCAUUAACAAGUUGCUGGAAGUACCAAUACUGCAUCAGAGUACUAAUGAAGGAAAUAGCUCUGCAGAUUAUCACAUGGGUUUAAUUGGUUUUUGAUGUUUUACGACUCUAAUCAGAACUAAGUACCCUGGAGAUAAUAUACGACUCUAAUCAAUCUACCAUAUUUUACCUAAUAUCUAGACUCUAAUCAAUCCACCAAGCCUAGUAGGAAACCCACGAAGGGGCAAAGGGUUCGGCGGGUCGGUCAGUGAGAGUGUGAGACCGAUUAAGGUAAAGAGGAGGGAGAAAGAGAGUACCAGAGGAAUCGUCGGCGCUGGCCCUCUAGAUGAAAAGACCGAUUAAGGAAAAGGGGCAAAGGGUUCAGCUGGUCGAGACUCUAGAGGAAACGUCAACGCUGGCCCUCUCGCCUAUUGGUGGUGGGCGACAUCAAGAGGGACGAAUAGAUCGACGAAGGCAAGAACAGAUCGGGAGUCGGGAUGGAGGAAUCGUCGACGCUGGAGCUAUCGCCUCUUAGUGGUGCACGACGUCGUCGAGAGGCACGAAUAGAUCGACGUCGUCAGGUAGGUAGUCGGGAUGGAGGAAUCGUCGGCGUCGGUGCUGGAGCUAUCGCCUCUUAGUGGUACGCGACGUCGAGAGGGAGGAAUCGUCGAUGGCGCCGCCGACAAGGCUUGCUCUUGUGGUAAGGCUUGCUGUGUGGUAACUGGUAAGUGGUAAUGGUAUGAACUGAGAAUCCCUCGCUGAGCUGGGUAGGGAUUUAGUGGUUUGCGGUUUUGAACCGCAACCGCGCAGGUUCGAUCGACCCGUACCACAAAACUGCGAACCGCUUAAGAUUAGACCGCAAAUAAAAUCGCAAUCUUAAUGAUGCGGUUUGGAUUGACCGCAUAAGCGAUUUGGAGCGGGUUUGGAGCGGUUUGGCAACAGCGAUUGCAGCCGUAACGUUUGCAGCAGUCUUCACCAUCAUGAUGAUGGGAGGCACGAGAAUGCUGAGAAGGAAGCCGGGUUUCCAACUGUACGUGAUGGCCAACUCCCUGACGUUUGGCUUGUCGACUGCGUCGAUGUUUGUCUACUUUGUGGGGUUGUUGGGAGCUGGACCGAGGAGGGAUGGCGCCGCCGCGGCUGUGAAGUUGACGAAUUACGCGGAGUUGUUCGGCCAAUGGUCGGUUUACGGGAUGGUGGUGGCGUUUGCUGCGGGGACGGCGGUGGUGUGUGGUGGUGAAGAGCUGGCGGUGUUCGCCGUUGCUUCCGUUGCAACAGGGUGUUGUUGUUUCCUUUUGGGGCCUUUUGUAUAUGGUUUAACCUUUCACGGUGGUGUGUGAUCGACUUGGAAGUAGAAGUAGAAGAAGGGUUUCAGUUUCAUGUGUGUAAGUUGUGUAUCUUUAAUAAAUCUACUAAAUUUAAUAGAAAUUAUGUGUUCAAGUCUUGAUAAUUUUCAGUGCAAUGUUUGUCUAAAACAUAUAAAAUAUAAUGGACCUUCCAAACUUCAAGUAAUUCACAGUGAUCAAACAUUUUGUUCAAGAUAUAUGCAUGGAAAGUACUACAAUAUUUAUUUUUGAAAAUCUCCUAAUAUCUUGAAUUUUUAUAACAAACUAAUUCUAGACGGAAAGAGGCGAUUAAGAGAUUUUGUUAGAUUAAACACAGCCACCUAAAAAUGAGAAAUAAUUAGAUGUACUACCUUAACCAAAAAUAUUUGUCAAACACAUGAAUUUCACUCAUCCAGUUUACAAAAUAUUAUCGAAAUGCAUUCCCUUGAUUGUUGGUCUCGAUAUUUGAAUAUAGAGUGUGGUGGAGCAUCAAGUAGUAAAAUGAAAUUCUCUUU